AUGACUUUAGGGACGGAUAUGUCCGAUAGCUCAGCACUGUCCGAAGAGGUGGACAUCGACGUGGUCGGGGGAGACAUAUCCGUGGGAAAAGACGGAAAGUACAUUCACCACGAGUUCAACUUGGACAAUGACUCCGACGAUAAUUACUCCCAGAACGCGGCAGAGAGGGUUUCCUCUCCCGGGCUCAGCAGCUCCGACUGCCCGUCAGAGCAGAUGGGCUCCGGCGCAGAGGCUGGCACCGUGGUCGGGGACAAAGCCAGAAAAAGUGCACUUGUGAAACCCCCGUACUCUUACAUCGCCCUCAUCACCAUGUCCAUCCUGCAGAGCCCCAAGAAACGCCUCACUCUCAGCGAGAUCUGCGAGUUCAUCAGCAGCAGAUUCCCCUACUACCGGGAGAAGUUCCCUGCGUGGCAGAACUCCAUCCGACACAACCUUUCCUUGAACGACUGCUUCGUGAAGAUCCCGCGGGAGCCUGGCAAUCCCGGUAAGGGCAACUACUGGACCCUCGACCCGGAUUCCGCAGACAUGUUCGACAACGGGAGCUUCUUGCGCAGGAGGAAGCGCUUCAAGAGGCAUCAAACUAACGAGAUCCUCAGGGACGCCGGUGGUUUCCUACCCGGGUUUGGAUACGGCCCGUAUGGAUACAACUAUGGACUUCAGCUGCAGAGCUUCCACGCAGCUCACAACCCGUAUCACCCACACCACCACACAGGUGGCUCCUUCCCGUUCCCCAACGCGCCCUGCACCUUGCCCUCCUCAGCCGCACUGUUCCCUGCGCCGCAUCCCCUGCCCUCGCUUUUAGGCGCUGAUUUAAGAAAAACCUUUUACCCCCAACUAAGCCCUUCUCUGGCUCCUCUCAAGACGGACUCCAGCACCCCGAGCCGGCCUUCGUUCUCCAUUGACAAUAUCAUCGGCGCAGCCAACUCCUCCGCUUCUUCCUACGGCGCGCAGCCGGGCAGCCAGGCGCAGAUCCUGGCCAUGCUGACCCCAGCUCUGGCCUCUGCUUCCAGUCACUUGACCCUACAGGACAGCAUAUUACAGCCUGGGCCACUGAGUGAGACUUUUACCAGCAAACCACCGAACAUGAACACUUGUCCUUUCUAA
Molecule: messenger RNA, 1104 nt
Organism: Limanda limanda (common dab)
Lineage: Eukaryota; Metazoa; Chordata; Actinopteri; Pleuronectiformes; Pleuronectidae
Gene: foxd2
Product: forkhead box D2
Exons: 1
Coding region: 1-1104 (367 amino acids)
Biological process (GO): regulation of transcription by RNA polymerase II; cell differentiation; anatomical structure morphogenesis
Molecular function (GO): DNA-binding transcription factor activity, RNA polymerase II-specific; RNA polymerase II cis-regulatory region sequence-specific DNA binding
Source: RefSeq, a predicted model, not a curated record